AUGACGGACGGGAACAGACCACCACCGGUUGUGGUUAAGGAUCAAAGUAGCACAACUUUACAGUGUCCAAUGUUAACCGAAACAAAUUACAACAUCUGGGCGAUUCGUAUCAAGGCAGUAUUCAAGGUUCAUGGAAUACAGCAAGCUUUAGAACCAGGCGAAAAGGAGGUAGAUGCCAAAAAGGAUGACAUGGCAGUUGCACUUCUACUUCAAGCAAUACCCGAAGAGCUCGUGUUUCAGGUAGCUCAGUUUCAGACUGCAAAGGAAAUCUGGGAAGCGUUGAAGACACGGUAUGUUGGGGUUGAACGGGUUCGAGAGGCAAAGCUUGAGCAACUGGAAAAUGAGUUCGAAUCCUUGAAGAUGAAAGAAACAGAGACAGUUGAUUCUUUCGCAGGCAGAAUAAGUCAGUUGGUUACCAAGGCAGCCAGUUUGGGAACCACCUAUGAAAACAGAAAACUUACCAGAAAAUUGUUAGGUUCCAUUCCAGGGAAGUAUGUUCCAAUUGUAGCUUCAAUUGAACAAUUUGCAGAUUUGAAGACUAUGACGUUUCAGGAAGCGGUCGGUAGACUGAAGACGUUCGAAGACAGGAUUAAGGGUAUCGAGUCUUUAGCAGAAAAUCAAGGUAAUCUAAUGUUUGCCAAUGGUGAGUCAUCCUCGAAAUCCAAAUCCUAUGGAAAUGCGCGAGGGCAUGGGCGAGGCGGUUCAAGUUACCGAGGAUGUCCGGAUCGUAUGAAGAAACAAGAUGAAGCUAACUUAGCUAAAAACGAUGAUUUUGAUCCAUCAUUAUUCAUGAUGAGAUGUGAUCAAGAGACGGUUUUUCUAAAUGAAGAAUGGGUGAAUCCAAAGCGUUUCGAGACUGAGCCAAUGGAGAAAGACACUUGGUAUCUCGCAACGGAGCAUCGAAUCACAUGA
This is a messenger RNA of Helianthus annuus (common sunflower), 912 nucleotides long. RefSeq lists its product as uncharacterized. NCBI's taxonomy places the organism in Eukaryota, Viridiplantae, Streptophyta, Magnoliopsida, Asterales, Asteraceae. The transcript has 2 exons. Bases 1 to 912 code for a protein of 303 amino acids. The record is from RefSeq and is a predicted model, not a curated record.